GGGAGACCAGAUAUAGUGAAUGCGGGGUCCGGGGAGACCAGAUAUAGUGAAUGCAGGGUCCGGGAGACCAGAUAUAGUGAAUGCAGGGUCCGGGGACCGGAUAUAGUGAAUGCAGGGUCCGGGGAGACCGGAUAUAGUGAAUGCAGGGUCCGGGGGAGACCGGAUAUAGUGAAUGCAGGGUCCCGGAGACCGGAUAUAGUGAAUGCAGGGUCCAGGGAGACCGGAUAUAGUGAAUGCAGGGUCCUGGGAGAGCGGAUAUAGUGAAUGCAGGGGUCCGGGGAGAGCGGAUAUAGUGAAUGAGGGGUCCUUGGGAGACCGAUAUAGUGAAUGCAGGGUCCGGGGAGAGCGGAUAUAGUGAAUGCAGGGGUCCGGGGAGAGCGGAUAUAGUGAAUGCAGGGUCCGGGGAGACCGGAUGAUAGUGAAUGUAGGGUCCGGGAGAGCGGAUAUAGUGAAUGCAGGGUCCGGGGAGACCAUAUAUAGUGAAUGCGGGGUCCGGGGAGACCAGAUAUAGUGAAUGCAGGGUCCGGGGAGACCAGAUAUAGUGAAUGC
Molecule: messenger RNA, 549 nt
Organism: Staurois parvus
Lineage: Eukaryota; Metazoa; Chordata; Amphibia; Anura; Ranidae
Source: the annotation of a GenBank genome assembly